AAUGCAAGCAGAACCUCUGCAGUGGUCUCGGUUGGUCUGGACAGGGUGCGGUAGUUCGUGAAAGUAGACGCUGACUUCAACAAUACCCCAGAACUAAAGGAUUUCAAUGGCCAGCCGACCAAACACAUCUUCUUACAAAAGGAUGUUCGGUGGAGAGCGACCAGCGAUGCUUCGGUCCACUUACUCCAGCCGGCAGUACAGCAGCCCGGUGCGCACAAGCUCGCGGGUGUCCUACAGCAGCGCGUCCUCCGCGUCUCCAUCCAUCUACAUGAGCAAGGGCGCGAGGGUGCGCACCAGCGCGCCGCUGCCCAGACUCGCCACCGAUACGCUGGACUUCGGGCUCGCCGAGGCCAUCAACACCGAGUUUAAAGCCAACCGAACCAAUGAGAAAGCGGAGAUGCAGCAUCUCAACGACAGGUUUGCCAGUUUCAUCGAGAAAGUGAGAUUUCUGGAGCAGCAGAAUAAGAUCUUGAUCGCGGAGCUGGAGCAGAUGCGGGGCAAAGGCUCGUCCCGGGUCAGUGAUCUGUACGAAGAUGAGAUGAGAGAACUCCGGAGACAAGUGGACCAGCUCACCAACGAGAAGUCCACGGUGGAGGUGGACCGGGACAAUAUGGGAGAGGACAUCGAGCGCCUCAAAGAGAAACUUCAAGAAGAGAUGCUCCAGAGAGAGGAUGCGGAGAACACCCUUCGGGGCUUCAGACAGGAUGUUGAUAAUGCCUCCCUGGCUCGUCUGGACCUGGAGAGAAAGGUGGAAUCCUUGCAAGAAGAGAUCGCUUUCUUGAAGAAGCUUCAUGAUGAGGAACUUGCUGAACUGCAGAUUCAGAUCCAGGAACAGCAUGUGCAGAUUGAUAUGGAGGUGGCCAAACCUGACCUCACCGCUGCCCUGAAAGACGUCCGGCAGCAGUACGAGACUCUGGCUUCCAGGAACCUCCAGGAGUCUGAGGAGUGGUACAAAUCCAAGUUUGCUGACCUAUCAGAAGCUGCUGCCCGUAACAACGAAGUGAUCCGUCUGGCCAAGCAGGAGGCCAAUGACUAUCGCCGCCAACUUCAAUCUCUCACCUGCGACUUAGAAGCUCUUAAGGGAACUAAUGAGUCCCUGGAGCGUCAGAUGAGAGAGAUGGAAGAUAACUUCUCCAUGGAGGCAUCUGGUUACCAGGACACCAUCGCUCAUCUAGAGGACGACACCCGCAAUAUGAAGGAUGAGAUGGCGCGCCAUCUACGUGAAUACCAGGAUCUGCUGAACGUUAAAAUGGCCCUGGAUAUUGAGAUCGCCACCUACAGGAAGCUGCUGGAAGGGGAAGAAAGCAGGUGA
Molecule: messenger RNA, 1312 nt
Organism: Sinocyclocheilus anshuiensis
Lineage: Eukaryota; Metazoa; Chordata; Actinopteri; Cypriniformes; Cyprinidae
Gene: vim
Product: vimentin
Exons: 6
Coding region: 107-1312 (401 amino acids)
Biological process (GO): intermediate filament organization
Cellular component (GO): plasma membrane; axon; cytoplasm
Molecular function (GO): structural constituent of cytoskeleton
Source: RefSeq, a predicted model, not a curated record